AUAUAAAACAAAGUGAAGAGGGCACCUGCAUCUUUUUGAAGCUCUAUUACAAGAUAAUAUCUGUAUAAGUGAAACCUUAAUGUCAAUAAAGUCAUGCGUUUUAAAUAAAGCUGUAGUUUUUGAUCUUACAAUCUUAUUAAAUUAAUUAUAUGAUAAAAUUACAUGAUCAUUACAUUGUAAUUGGUUAGUGAUAUCAUUGAUUAACAUGGUUGCAACAAAGGAUACUGUUUUUCCUUCGGACGAAGAAUUAAAUGUACAAGAAAUAAAUGUUAGCUGGCCGGCUUUGCAAGCUGCUUCUGUCUAUGUUGGAAAGAAAUGUGAAUGGCACAAUAAUGAGUUCAUGUUAUGUAAAAAAGAAUUGCACGACCCUCGAAAGUGUAUCAAUGAAGGAAAAAAUGUAACUGCUUGUGCAAUAGAAGUAUUUCAGGGUAUUAAAAAACAUUGUCAAAGUGAAUUUAAUAGCUAUUCAACAUGUCUUGAAAGAUCAACUGGUAGUAUGGAACUUAAUGUGUGCAGAAAGACACAAAAGGUGUUUGAUGAUUGUGUUUUGAAGAACUUAAAUAUAGAAAGACCAUCUUUUGGAUAUUUUUGUGAAGCUAAGGUACAUGACUCACCGAGACCAAAACCAGAAGAACCUAAACCGGAUUAUCCAGAUGCUACACCUAAGAUGGUGCGUCGUCCAUAUCGUCCACCAAAUUAUGGUUACAGAAGUUACUGGUCAAACUAAUUUGUUAGUACUGCUGUAAAUCUGUUUUCUAGUUAAUAUAUCUAUCGUAAACAUAUA
Megachile rotundata (alfalfa leafcutting bee) is the source of this 784-nucleotide messenger RNA. It is a transcript of the gene ND-19, whose product is annotated as NADH dehydrogenase [ubiquinone] 1 alpha subcomplex subunit 8. Lineage: Eukaryota; Metazoa; Arthropoda; Insecta; Hymenoptera; Megachilidae. Gene Ontology annotation, cellular component: respiratory chain complex I. The record is from RefSeq and is a predicted model, not a curated record. Gene Ontology annotation, biological process: mitochondrial electron transport, NADH to ubiquinone.